UGUAUAAUUAUAACUUAAAUAAAAAAAAAGCUUACUUAGAUUGUUUUCUAAAUUCUUCCAUGUCUGUACUAUAAAAAGGAUAAGGAUAAAGGUCCACAGAAACAAAAUAACUGUUUAGAAACUAAAGCUGAAGAGAGUGAAACAAUCAAUGACCCUUUAGAAUUGAAUUCAGAAAAACAGCCGGUUGACAGUGACGGUCACGGCCCUUACAUUCCUGGAUCACAAACAGACGCCGACAAGCGGCAUGACAGUUAUGAAAUUUUAGUUAAAGAUGCUGUUGAAAAACUGCAUGGACCACAGGAAGAUCGAACAGAAAAAUUUUGGAGGAAAGUAGCGGACAGUGCAAAAAAAGAUGAAAUCGAUGCGGAGAAUAUGAAAUAUUCCAAAAAGAGCGACACACCAAAGCUGCCGUACGUGAAUGUUUCCCAACAUUUCAAUUUUGCAAAGAAAAUGCACGCAGGUAACUUAGAACACGAACCUCUUCCAGAUACUCUAGGGUAUAGAAAUCUGACUAAAGUAGGAGAGCACAGAAACUCCGAUGUCAUUGUAAAACCUUAUGCAAUUGGUUGGAAAGGUUAUGGAGCUUCAGGACCAACAUGUUGUACAAAAAUGCGAGUUCAUCGUCCAAAAACGUGUGAUCCCAAGAAAAGUGAUGAAAAAAUAGAUGAACGGAAAAAUCGUCCUGCAACGUCCGAUCUAGGGAGCCAGUAUAAAAAACCGCUUUCCUUAAUGGACCUCGCUAUAUGUUGGGACUUUAAACCUGAUAAUCCUCGAGUAGAACCUAAAGCGCCUAAGCACAUAGAUGGUUCUAAUGGUUCAAUGGCUCCAGCAGUCUUUACAAUGGUGAACACACCAAAAGAAGAAGUAAAGGAAACUGUUUUAGGACACACAUAUCCAAUUUUUAACCAAAAUCGAGAUCUAGGUGAUAUAGGUCGUCAUAGUGUCCCGCAUUUUGAAAAAGAUAUGACUAAAGAAAAAAGAAAAGAAGUUUGCGAUGUACAGAACUGCCCACAGCAUAAUGAUAUUGAAAAAGGUAUAAGUUCUCAGUCAUCAAGUAGAAAAAGUUCGGCCUUUUCCGAUCAUAAAAGCCUAUGUGAUGGAAUUAAUGGUUGUGGCACUACCUCUAAUGGUAGUCGUAAUUCAAACCGCGAAAACACCAAAAUAAAAGUAAACCAUGCGAAAAAUGUAUGGAAUGCUAAUGACAAAAACAAUUCAAAGUAUGAUAUUAAUCGCAAUCGCCAUAGUUUGGAGUCUUAUGAGAAGACUCCACUGGCUCAAGGUAAAUUACAUCAGAGCUCACCUAACGCGUCACAAAUAUCUAAACAAUCCUCCAAAGAGCCUACAAAAUCUAGCGAAUCUUUGGAAGGCAACGUCAAACAUAAAAAUUGCUUAUCCUGCAAUGGAGUAAAGAUCCACCCGGAAAAAGUUAAGCAAAAAGAUGAUUAUAAAUUUGCCUUUAAGGCUGGAAAUCCAAAUUCCAUCCAGAGCAAUAGUACAAACGAUUCAAAGGAAUUGAAAAUUCCGAAAAUGCGUCACCCCUAUACCAAAAAGUCUUACACGAUUCCAACUUUAGCACCUCCAUUUAGCAUUUGGCGAGAUGCAAACGCUACCGGUUAUCCGGAACACUGGAGAUUGGCAAGUGUUUACCAACAUGCUUAUAAACCUCCCGAACAAAGACGAAAACCAUUGAUAGAAAGCGUUUAUCAGUAGCAUUAAUAAAUAUUUUCGUAUCCAUUGUAUAGCCCAAUAUAUGGGGCCCAAGCAAAAAUUUCAUGGUAACAAUUAAAUAAUCUAGACGAA
This is a messenger RNA of Danaus plexippus (monarch butterfly), 1800 nucleotides long. RefSeq lists its product as uncharacterized. The transcript has a single exon. The coding region runs from base 373 to 1710 and encodes 445 amino acids. The record is from RefSeq and is a predicted model, not a curated record. NCBI's taxonomy places the organism in Eukaryota, Metazoa, Arthropoda, Insecta, Lepidoptera, Nymphalidae.